UUUCUUGAAUGCGUUUGUUUUUUUUCGAUAAUGUCAAGAAUAUACACGAGUUGUUGAUAAUAUCAUUGAAUCUCGAAGAUCGUUAAACAUUAUGGAAACAUUAUUGCCAUCGGAGAUAGCUCGAUUAGUUCUUGGGUACCUUGAAGACCAGAAAUGUAUUGAAGCUGCUAAAACAUUUUUAGAGACAUCACCGCAUUUACAAGAAUGUCGAACUGUAAUUUCUAAUGGAAGACGUUUUAGUACUAAAGUUAGCGGAAUGUCGUUGAUAGAUGUAGUAGAAAAUUUUUUUGUUAUAAAUGCAACGAUACAGGAGCGUUUCAGCAAGAUCGCAGAUUGUGAACAGGUAAAACACUGUGGAGAUUUGCUCGAACAGUUAAAAUUUCUCAUUGAAGAGACUCGUGGACAACGUUUUGUCGUUAACAUCAAUGUUCCUUCGCAGGCCAGUUCUCAAAUAAGCAAUGGAUCACCAAUACUAUGUAGUGGUGGUCGAAAGAGGCGUCAUAGUAAUAGCGAUCGCGAACGAUGCAAACGUACGAAAACAGGAUCGGAUAUGUCUCAACUACCCGCAUCGCCUUCCACUCAAGUAAUAGGUUUCGAUAGUGUAGAAGCGACUCUGUUAGAAAGUUUACCUGGUCACACAGACACAUCCGAUCGAUCUGAAUAUUCUACGACAAAUAAGGGGAAAAAAUGCAAUAGUGUACACCAGGAACAUCAAGGCGACGAUCAAGAUGUCCAGAAUCUAGAAACCGAUGCUGUUACGGAUAAUGGAUGCAAAGAAGAUGGCGCGAAGAAAUCCUGUUCAUUUGAGAAAUGUAGCACGGCAACGAGCACGGAAGAAUUAUUGAGCUACUCGUGCGUAGAAGUCCAGACCACGCCAUAUGACACCCCCGAGUCCGAAUCAGAAUCUAACGAUGAACCUAUAGAAAAUCUGAGCUUGUUAACGAAAGAGCUCUUGAAUCGUACGGAAUUACAAGAACGUAUUGCGGAUAAUAUUAACAAAGCAAUACUUCCUGCGGAUACAUCUUUGAGAGACGAAACCUUAAACGACACUGUGAACGGCGAAGGAAACACUUCUAUUAUGAUCGAGUUGAAUAACGCCAUUAAAUCGAUAGUACAAGCAACGGAGUCUGAUCCAGUGUUUGAGAAAUUUCUGGACGAAGUGAUCGGGCCACACACGGAAACCGACAAUACAAGUCCCGACGAAGAUGUCGAGGCUGUGAAACCGAAAACAAAAUGUCUGAAUGGAUCGCCGCGAGAAAAACAAUUGUCUGAAAUUAUCACGAACAUUGACUCGCCGGAAUCACCUGCGAUCUUGGACCUGAAAUCGUCCACAGAGACAGGUGCUGCGGACGUGCCACUGAAACACAGACUUCGCAGUUCUUCCAGACAGCAAAAUGUUCGAGUCGAAGACGAACGAGAUCAAGAAAAAGGAUACAGUGCUUUGGACGAUCAAAACGCCGCCGCAGUGUUGAGUAUAAUAAAUGCCAAUAUCAUCAACAAACCGACUAACGAUAAGAAAGUGAUCGUAGACACCGCGAAAGAAGUUACGCGUUCGGUGGAUGUCGACGAUGAGAAAAAGUCACCGAUAUUGGAACUCCCUCCGAACGAAGAUAAGGAAACUGUAAAAUCGAUAAGUAUCGAUAAUCAAAAGGGUGAUAACAACGAUACAACGGUGGUUCAAAGCAACGAUGCAGAAUCAAAGGUAAAGAAAUCGGUAGUGAAGCAACCGCGAUCAGCGAAGCUUAAACGCGAAUCAAACAGUAAUUGCACGCCCGAAGAAGAUUUGAUGACGACGCCAACGUUAAUAGUAUGCUCGAAAGAAGAAAUAAACAAUAUGUUGAUGGCUACGAGAACACCCUAUCCAUCAAACCGUUCUAUAACGUCAGCCACAAAUUCCCGUUUUGUCCCCAUCGUGCCUAAAGAUCCGAACGCCCAAGAGCCUGUAAGCAAAGUGUAUUUAAAAACUGUGAACGUUCCAACAAAUCCCACGACGUUGCAACAGCAUGAGAAAAGGAAGAGUAACAAAACGAACAAUAAACAGAAAAACACGACUAUUCAGAGUCCGGUGAAGAGUCUGACGAUCGGUAAAUCGAUUGCAAAUCCCGUUGCAUCCGCCGCUAAUAAAUUUGUCACUAAAGAAUCUAUAACCCUUUACAACAGUGAAAAUGGCGCAAGAACGUUGCUGGAUGGCACGAGCAUGCCCACGAUAAACAUAGACGAUAACGUUCAUUUAUCGGGCACUGGAUUGUCACCCUACGUAAAAUUCACUUCCGGCAAGGCUAAUAAAAAUCAAAGCCUGUCGGAUAUCGAUUUGACGACCGUCGUGCCGGUCUCAAAAAUUGCCGCGCCGUUGGAAGUAAACGUCCCCGAUGUUCAGCGUCCCUCAACAUCGAAAAAUACCGAUAUCAUUCAUAAACGUACCCCGAGAUCUUUACUGAAGAGCAGAUCAAAGAAUCACAGAUUGAGCUUGUCCACGCCUAGAAGAAAGAGCAGCAAUCACGUGAGGGCGCUUAAUUUUAAUACUCCGACGAAGGCAGUUGCCGCGUUGAACAGGUCGAUGAGCGAGAACGAGAGCGCUCGUCUCUCACCCAGAUCGUCCAAGUAUGCGAAAUCUGUCUGUAAAACUUCCCUGUUCAAGUCGCCGCCGUUUGGUGGGGCCACGGUCUCCACGCACAAAAUUAAAAGAGGCUCGCCGAAAAUUUGUCGACCUACGAGCCCACCGAUAGCGACGAGAAGCCCCAUGCCCAAACUGAUCGGUGGCUGGGAGAAGUACAACGGGGUUGGAGUGAUUAUCGGCGACGUUCCUCCGGAGAAAACUGACGCGGUUUCUCCCGUCGAGGACACGAACCAAUCAAAACCGUCCACGGUUAGCAAAGACACUUGGGACGCGGACUUGCGGAAAGCGUUGCAAGGCACCGCGAAAAAGGAGUGUCGGAAAAGCAAGUCGCAAGCAAAAAGAACUGAACGCACGAAGGAUAAGACUGUACAGGAAAGGUCGAGGAAGGUCAGGUACAAUUCGCGUGCAUCGAGAGCGAGAAACAGGGAAAUUUCCGUGACGAAGGAUAGUCGUGAACGGAAAGCGACGAUAGAAAAUGAGAAAGGUUUAGCGGACGCGGUAAAUAGUUCUGUUAAUACUCAAAAGGACACUUUGCGAGCCUGCGAUGCCAGCGAGUCGCAGAAUGUUUCCGAGCAGAAGAACGCCGACAAAUUGUCGUCGAAAAAGAGCAAGUGUGGCGCGACAACUGCGAACGAUAAACCGGUAGUCGAGAAAAAGAUCGUGAAAAAGUAUGCACAGUUGAAAACGUUAAGAACCAAUUUGAACAAAUCUAGCUCAGAAUUUUCUACAGAUAUUUCUACGGAUGUCGUGCAGCAUUCCGAAUUUACGAAAGCCUCCGUGGAUACGGCGCAUCAGGUGUUACAGCUGAUGCCCGAGUUGAUAAAUCUGGAGGAAACGCCGAAGAAAUUGGAAACUUCUUCGGACGUGCCGCCGACACCGAGGUUACUUAGCCCUAGCAGCCACGUAACGCCGUUUAUAAAGGGUAGCGAAGAUUCCAGCAAACUACGUUGUUUCAUCAACACGCCAGAAUUCCCAACAACACCUUGCAUAGCGUUGACUCCAAAGCAUUCGGAUGGAACUACCAACGAUAAUACGAAAAAGGAUGCGUUCAAUACCUGCUCCCCCUAUUACAAACCUAUUUCCGAGCAAAACGAGAAUUCGGAAAAAUUAUCGAAGUCGAAGACGGAUCUGCCUUCGCAGAGCUCGAAACAGUGCACACCUAACAACGUUACCGACUCCGCGAACGCCUAUCAAGCUUGCGUGUCCGCGAAAUUGGAAAUAACGCAGUUCGAGGUGAUCAAAGAAAAUUUGCCAAAAGAAGACGCGGUGAAGGAGCUGAAAAUAUCAACGAACUCUCGGGAAUCCUCAACGUGUUACGGAAAGUCGAAGAUCGACCAUAACAAAGACGGCAUUAUGGAACGUACGUGUGCGAUAACUGAUAACGAUAAAUCUUUGUACAACGACGAGAAAUCGAACGACAGCGACACAUCGUCUUCGUCCAAUUCUUCGUCCACGUCCUCCUCCUCCGAAUCGUCGUCGUCGACGUCGUCUUCCUCGUCGUCGUCGUCCGUUUCCUCGAAUAAGUUGAGCAUCGGAGAUUCACCGGAGAAAUUGCUCUCCAGCAAGAAAUGCAACAGAAUCCCAAAUCAAAUAUAUACAGAUACAAGCAACGAUUCGACGCGAAAAGACACGCAUGCUGUAAGGACGGUGAUCGCGGAAAAUGAUUUUGUAGAAUUGAAAAUAAAGACGGCGGAUGUACCGUAUACGGAAGAAACGAUCGCCGCUUUAAAAAAGUGCGAGUCCUCGCCGUUGAAAGUAUUUUCGAUAGUAAAAACCGACGAGGAACUAAUGGCCGAUACGACGGAGACACCCGCGAAAGAUGAGACUUUAUUAAACGAGGCGGACAUUUCGGAGACUCCUAACAGUACAAAAAGCGGCGUGGAAAGUUUGACAAAUUUGUCUUCGAAGAUCGCGGCGUUCAUAAGCUCGGAGGAUCGAAAAUUGUCGAAGUCGGAUGAAGGCCAGCGAUUGGAAAAUUCCGUGGGAAAGAAAGUAAAACAAAAACCAAAGAUAAUAAGCAUACAACGCACGAGAUUAAAUACUUCCGUCACCUUGACGCCCGUUAAACCCGUAAAAUGUUCUUCCGUUUUGCAGAAGGAACAAACGUCUCCGGUCACGGAUAAAAAAUUAGCCGUGCAAUUGGAGACGAAACGUCAACGUAUGAUGUCCAAGUUCAGAGUAAAUCCGAAGGGCAACUUGACUGGUGGAAAAUCUCAACGAGGACGUGUUAUUUUGAAAGGUAAAAGUAAUGCUAAUCCGAGGAGAAAGAGCAAUAAGUUUGGCCAGGCGAGCGGUGAUCAGAUUAACAAAAAACGAAAAAGAAAGGAAAACAAGAACGUGGAGAAAUCCGCUAAUAAUAAUAACGAAAGUACAGAUGCGGUGAUAAAAAAUUCAUCCACGAAUAGCGACCGUUAUCAGAAUAAAGGAAACUAUAACGAGGAAAUUGUAUGUAAUGAUAUUUCGUCGAUAAAAACUGCACAGAAGAAUGAAUCGGAUAAAGUUAUCGUCGCGUUGGUCGAGGACAUUGCCAACAACGUUGAGAUCAGCGUGGUUCAAGAAAAGAGUUCAGACGCGCUCGAUUCGGAAAAUAAAAUUUGCAAUCUGAUCACCACGGAAAAGGAAAUUGUAUCGAAGUUGGAAAUAACAGAAAAUCCAGAAGCGAAGAAUGCUACGAUCGGUACCGAAGAAAAUAGUGCACACGACCUGAAAGAACACAAUGUGGAUAGGAGAAAAUCCGUGGGCGAUGAGACGAUUAACGAUAUCACUUCGCAACAAAGGAAGUCCGAUGCAAUAAGGAACGAGCAUAAUUAUAACGAGAAAAACAUACGCAAGGCGAAGGAGUACCCAAGUUACAAUGGUAAAACGAACAACAUAAUGAAAUUGAAGGUGGACCAAGUGAGACGAGAUUUGUUCAGCGACGAAGAAAAUGAUCAGAAAGCAUCUAAUACGAUAAAGUUUUCGACCAAUCAGGGGAUACACGAUAUCGUGGAUACGCCUAAACUAUCCAACGAUGCUGCUAAAUCGUCUACGAAGAAUGUUGAGUCGGAUAAUCCCAAGAAUUUAUCGCGUGUCCUUCAAUCGUUGCAGCUCGUUCCCACAUGUAAGAACGAUAAUGUGGGAAUGCUUGAACACGGCCAGGAAAACCAUUGUAAAACAAACCUUAACGUAACGUCUGUACCCAACUCGGUGGAGUAUCAUUUUCUGUACGACGACAACGCGCCCUUGAAAAAACGAAGACGAAGAUACAGCAGCCACGAAUUGGAAUUUCAAAUAAACAUCGUCUUCAACGAUCAAUGUUACGACGAGUGCGUUAAAGUAAUGACGGCCACCGAUUACGAGGAGAUAUUCAAUCUUCUACCAAGGAGAAAGGUCACGAAUAAGAGGUCGCCCAUGAAAAAUGAAAAUAUCUAUGGAUCGUACGACAAAGCAUUUCUUAGCAAUUUAACGAUGAAAAAUAUACAUGCCAAGCCUUUAGCUACAUCGACGCCCCUCGACAAGCCGCUUACGCCCAAAGUGAAAAAGGGCACAGUUAAAACUUGCGCGAUCAACGAGAAGAAAAACGAAGCGCAGCAGGAUAAUAAGAAAAAGUCGAAGAUCGAUAAAGCAACCAGAGAAAUUGACAAAGACAAUUGCACGGGAAAAGUAUCGAAAAGGAAAUUGUCGGAAACGAAAGAAAGUAAGCAGAUUGAGAAACGACAGUAUACGACUGACCCUAAAACAUUAUUGAGCAACUUGGAUCUGGAUAAAUUUUUAACAUCCGUUCACGGACCAGCGUGAGCACAAAAUUUAGCUCUCUAACGUUGUACAAAACAUUAAAAUACGACUAAUGUACAUACAGUAAAUGUUAUAUACAUUAUUAUAUUUUAAGAGAUUAUUUUACUUUGAACUGAGUUAUGUUAUACGUAGAAUAUUAGAGGAUGUUUUAGAAUUAACUGG
Messenger RNA from Colletes gigas, 6553 nucleotides. RefSeq names its product serine-rich adhesin for platelets-like. Gene Ontology annotation, molecular function: protein binding. The record is from RefSeq and is a predicted model, not a curated record. Lineage: Eukaryota; Metazoa; Arthropoda; Insecta; Hymenoptera; Colletidae. The coding region runs from base 92 to 6394 and encodes 2100 amino acids. The transcript is spliced from 9 exons.